This is a messenger RNA of Entamoeba invadens IP1, 228 nucleotides long. RefSeq lists its product as hypothetical. The transcript has 2 exons. Gene Ontology annotation, cellular component: endoplasmic reticulum; endoplasmic reticulum-Golgi intermediate compartment; Golgi apparatus. Gene Ontology annotation, biological process: UDP-N-acetylglucosamine biosynthetic process. Gene Ontology annotation, molecular function: glucosamine 6-phosphate N-acetyltransferase activity; monosaccharide binding. The record is from RefSeq and is a predicted model, not a curated record. Lineage: Eukaryota; Evosea; Mastigamoebida; Endamoebidae. The coding region runs from base 1 to 228 and encodes 75 amino acids.
AUGCGUUUCAAGAAAUGUGGCAAAUACAUUGGACAUAUUGAAGAUGUCGUCGUCUCAUCUACUUGUCGAGGGAAUGGUCUUGGGAAGUUUUUGAUUGAAACGUUAAUCAAGUUGGGGAGAAACAAUAACUGCCAUAAGAUCAUACUUGACUGCAAAGAUAGGGUUAAACCAUUCUAUGAAAAGUGUGGUAUUACUUACAAAGAUAACUGCAUGGCAAUAUGCCUUUAA